This is a messenger RNA of Heterocephalus glaber (naked mole-rat), 7992 nucleotides long. The record is from RefSeq and is a predicted model, not a curated record. NCBI's taxonomy places the organism in Eukaryota, Metazoa, Chordata, Mammalia, Rodentia, Bathyergidae.
GCCUCUGGGGCUGUCUGCGGGUGAGAGGGGAUUUGUCAGCCCACAGGGGCUGCCGCGGGGGUGACUCUGACACUGGGGCCCCUGAAAGUGUCGUCCCGCUGCUGAGUCAACCACCCUGGGCCCGCACUUCCAGACCCGCAGCUCUCGGGGGUCCCGGAGUCCUGGCUGUGCUCUGGGAUCCCUGGCCAUCGGCUUCUCAGGUCAUGCGCUUCCCUGUUCCCCAGUCCCAGGAACACGAAUGAAAGCUAGAACGAGGGUCGCCGGGUGGGAACCGCGGAGUUGGCGUCUGCAAGCGACGGACUCGUGAUCAAGUGUGCAAAGCUUCAGCGAGCCCUGGCCGAGGGCGGGCAGGCAGCAGGCGGCCGAAAGCAGGCCGGGCGUGGCUGUCACCCGCCCCUCCCACCCGGGCAGGAUGCUAGUUUUUUCCUUAGGCCACUUCCGCCAGGGCAGCCGUCCCUGGGAGCCGCAGCCCCUGGCGGCUGUGCUGGGAAGAAGGCGUGAGCACGCUCGCUCGGCCGCACCCAGGCCCACAGUCCACGGCAGGAGUCUGGCUCCGCCUCAGCCCUGUGCCCCCCGGGCAGCCUGCACCGUGGGGGCUGCUGGGGGAGAAGACGCGGCUGAGGAGGACCGGAGGCCCAGUGACAGCGCAGUGCCGCUCAGCAAGCCAGGCCACUAACCCUUGCCCUGCCCCGCUGUGUUUUCCACACAAUGUUUUGUUCCGGAAAUGUAACAGUUUUCGCAGUCAGCGGAGCCCCUGCCCAAUGUAUCAGAAUGUUCCGCAGCUGUGGGACCUGGGAGACCUGCAAAGCGUUCUUUUAGCUCCGCCCCUCUCGGGAAUGUUCUCUAACUGCACCCCUGCCACAGCAAGCACGCUGCCCACCCCUUGGCCCUGUAUGAGGGGCUUCCUGUUCUAGUCAAGCCCUCAGACUUGGGAGUACAAAGUCCGCUGAGCCUGCCUGCGUAAUUAAAAGUUUUUCUCCACCGCUGCAAGUGACUUGGAGCCUCGAGUCUUCAGAUUUCGAGAGCAGCAGUGGUGCCGAGGACCCCUGCCAGCCCUGCCGUGCCCUGCCCAGGCGUUUCCCUCCUGGCCCUCUGUCCCAGCCCUCCGGCAGGAGCGACCUGAAGUCGGACAAGGAAGGCUCCACGCACCUCAUUCCACUGGGUACCCUCAGCCACCGGCUGCAAGGAAACGUCACCUCACUGGCCCCUGAGCCCAAGGCUGGAGCUGUCAGUCUGUCUCUCCCACCCCCAGGCUGGCCACAGAGAAGGAAACCAGCACCUCCCUCGGCUCAGCAGGUCUCCCUGUGCAGGUGUCUUCGUGAGGCACUUUGGUGGUCACGCCCAGACCUGGAAAUCGAUCCAGCAGUGUACAUGCGCGUGUCUGCUGCCGCUUUGGCUGCCACUGUUCACGGCGCUGUGCAGACAGGAGUUAGGGCAGCACAAAUGUCUGGAGCAGCAUGGGCUGCAGAUGGAGUGAUGAAGGCUGGCCGGGGUUCAGGGGAGCCCCCUGGGUCAUGAGCCUCUCAUGUCCUACUUUCUGCUUUUCCCCACAGCAGGAGAGCAGUUUCGGCAACGUGGCGAAUCCAGGUACGCCAUGGCCUCUCUGGGGAAAUGACUGGUCUCGGACCACAGGAGCCACUGGCUUGAGUGCUUGUUCCGCUUCGGCUGAGAGCCAGACGGGGGAUGUCCUGCGGCCGUGUAGUCCAUGUGCAUGAAGUCGCCGCCCAGCAGACCCAGAAGGGACACAGUCUCACCUCACUGCGGGGCACUGAGCCAGUCCUUGGAGGUGAGGACCCCGCCACUCCUGGCUGCCUGCAGAGGCCCAGGUUGCUGAGCAGAAAGUGCUGCGCCUGUUUAGCCGCUCCCGCCCGGGCCUGGAGAGGGUCCAGAUCUGCAGCAUGGAGGUCCAUCCGAUAUGAGCCAAGCAUGGGCAGGAUGUGUGGUGCACUUGGAAGCAGCGCUUCGACGUUGAACAGCACAAUCACCCAGGUUCUGUGUCUGUGGGUUUGUAGGAUGCCCAGUGUGGCCUGGCCAUGUCUCCUGCCGGGCGUGUGUCCUCUGGGCCCCUGAUGUCUGCCCAGGGCACUCUGACCUGUCCUCAUGACGAACGCUGAAGUGUGGGGUGCAGUUAGCUGUUAGUCCUGACAACCCUAGGACCACUGGGCCACCAUCACCACCCAAGAAGCAGCCACCCUGUCUGUGUGCAGCUGAGCUGGUGGCCCUUGUGGGAGAGGUUUCACACUAGGAGGGGCUGGGGUCGAAACGUUUUUUGGAGGCAGGCAAGCAACAGCGUUACAAGCACCACUGACCCCGGAUCCUUGGAUGUGCAGGAGGUGGGUGGCGGGAGUGGCCCCAGCUGCCGAGACGGUGCAGGAUUCCCCCGGGCCGCCCCGCAGUAGGGAAGCGGCCCUGCCUCUCCUUCCCCUUGCAACAUCAGGCGAUCCCCGCAUGGCUGCGGAGGGCAGCGGACUUCCCCCGGGGCCUGUGGGACUCCAGGGCUUUCCGCCACCUGAGUCACCCCAGGCUCCCGCGUCACACUGCGGCUCAGGGUCGGACUCCACGGGCCCCGUGCCCUGGGCUUGGGCUGGGGACAGGGGAGCCCCUGGCCUGCUCAGCAAGCCUCCUCCCCUGGGGACCACGACACACUUGGGCGGGCUGGGGACGGGCUGGGCUCCCUUGUGCCAAGCGGUGCAGCCAGCGGAGAAGGCAGUGCCCCUCUCCCAUGUGCAGGCUCCACUUCAGGAGCAGGCAGCACUUGUGCUGGACAUGCGGACUGCGCAAAGGCCUUUCCUACGGCGAGCGAGAGGAGACGCCCCUGACCUCACAUUCUGCCGGGCCUCAGCUCCCAAGGCCACGAGGACAAAGUCACAGCCUGCGACCUGCACCUGCCCCUCAGGACCAACCUCGCCUUCCCUCAAGGGGGCAGUGAUCAGAGCACUUCUUCCCCCAAGGCCAGCAUGUGGGCCUGGUACGCUCCUGUUCGGCGCUUUGCAGAAAGCCACAUGGGCACAAAGGAACAGGAAAGGGGCUGGCGAUGGGGCAUCGCUCCUGACAGGGAAUUGAUGAGCUCAGUGCUGGACACACAGCGUACCUGCAGCUGUAUGGCCACCCUGGGGUCCACAUGACCCCGCCUGGACCAGCACAGAACCAUGGGAUUCGUGGAAGAGGAAGCCUUAUGUAACACUUCGAAACUAAGUAACAUCUGCGGGUGGUGGUGCACAUCUGUGAUUCCAGCACUCAGGAGGCUGAGGCAGGAGGGUCGCUGUGAGUUCAAGGCCAUUUUGAGCUAUACAGGGAGACCUCAUCUCCAAAAACCAAAAACCAAACCAAAACAGAAACGAGGUAGCAAAGUGUCGCAGGAAGAUGCCUUGAAAUCAGAGCCCUGGUGGUUCCUGACCGACUCCAAGCCCACCCAUUCAGUGCGUCCAGUCCUGAGGGCACAGUGUCAUCAUCCCUGCUUACAGACAGGGCGGGGCCGCUGGGGAGGCUGGACCCUCGGGCACCUGAGCCCCUCCUCUCCCUGACUGCCCCGGGCCAGGCACCGCUUUAGGGUGGGCACUCUGGAUGCCAGACGACUUGUCUCGGGAAGCUGAGGGAGGAAGGAGCAAGCUCUGGCCCGGGAUGCAACCUGUGGCCUCCACCACGCAGCUCCUGCCUCAAAGAUCAGCCAUGGGGACACAGGCCUGAGAUCAGGGGCUGGGCGCUCAGAUCUGGCGCUUGCUGCCCCAGACCCCUGCAUCCAUGGGAGCCUGGCCUUGAGAGAGACAGUCACCCAGGCUGAGAGGAAGCAGGCACCUGAGGCCUUGAGACUCUGUUCUGCUGAGGCCAAUGUGCCGGAAAAGCUACCAUUUUCCCUGUGUUCGGUGCAGAAGUGAAGGCGUUUGAGUCCUUGUUUCUGCAUAGAGACUGAAAGCUGCCUGUUAAGCCACCACCAGGGCUGCUGGGCUCAGUGGCCCCAGCCACACUUGGGGCAGGCCCCCAGGGGGACUGCAGGUGCCUGCAGGGUGGGGACACGGGGCAGCUGCACCGGCUCUCCAGCUGCCCGAGGCAGGAGACACCUGGCCCUUUCGGUUUCUGACAGGAAGCUGCCUCUGCAGGCCCCAGGAUGGACCCACUGUGCUGUUGCUUGGGUGCAGCCCCAGCUGGAUGUCCCCUGCCUCAGGAUCUGGGGAUGGAGAAGCCCCAGGGCGAGGGCAGCGGGCGGGGCAGGAUCUACUGGUGUUUUCUCCACCUGCUGCCAGUUUGGGACCCUGUGGCCCUAGCCCUCGGUCUGGCGGCGUUGGGGAGCUCUGCUGCACUCUCUGUCUGUCUGUCUGUCUGUCUGACCAGGACUGGAGGUGGGCCAGCAAGGCAGCCAAGUGGCAGAGGCCCCGGGACUCUCAGAGCCCCAAGCCUGGGGUCGACCCCUCCGUGUCUGCAUCGCAGAGGCGUUGGAUGGGGACGGCAGUGCCAUGCAGGAGGCCGCCCCAGACCCUGGUGACCUGUGAGCACAGUGCCCUGCAGCCCUGUGGGCUCCAGGGUCUGGGCCCCGACCCUGCCCCGGCGAGUGCGUGGACACUCAGCGUCCUCACCCCCAAGGAAGGACCCAGAGGGCAGAGCUCAGAGCUCUGCCCUGGGGUGCAGUGGCGCCAGCCCAGGGCCCCGUGGUGUGGGCACCACAUUUGGCUGGUGGUGUGCAGGGCGCGGGCCGAGGCUGGGGGCCCGGCACCCCGCCUGCUCUGCCGCCACGGGGCUGGGGCUUUCCACACACUCAGAAUGCGCAGCUGGGAGCAAGGAGGAAGCGCCAAGCCCACAGGCAGGGCAGAUUCCCAGUUCCUCCUUGCGGCCCCUCGGCAGCCGAGCCAGGGCCAGGCCACUGUCCCUUGCCCACCCCAUGGCCUUGCUGGGGCUCUCGGCCACCCCACACAGUUGGGACGGGAUGGGGACGGGCGCGCUGACAUAGCCUGUGACCCCCACGUUGGGAGCAGAGACCCAGCACGGUGCCCCGUGCAGCCAGACGCCUCCCCAGCCCCGGCCCAAGCACCAGGGCAAGGCCAGGCCAUGGGGCACGAGGGGCUUCGAGGGGCUGCUUCCUGCCCACGGUCUGUGGUCACCCCGUGUUCACUGUGCCCCCAUGGGGCUCCUGUGUCUGCCCCAGAGCAACGGGACUCGCAGAGGGUGGAAGCUACAGUUGGUGGCCCUGUCCAGGAACACUGAACAGCACAGUGGGCGCUCAGAAAAAGCAAAGGAAACCAGUAGCAGGCAUAGCCUGGGUGGAGGUUGCGCCUCGGAGAGGCCCCAAAGUGGCAGCCGUCUCCGUGCACAGGGACUGUGCCAGUGUGGGCUCAUUAUUGGCAUCAGGGGCAUUGGGAUGAGCUCAGUCCAGGUGUCAGCUAUGGGCAGUCAGGUGGCACCGACGGGAUUCCUCGGAGGCAGCCCAGCUGGGUCAGGCUGCCGGGCUCACUUCCCCUGGGAGGCAGAGGCAGGGGCCUCCCUCCCUCAGGAUUCAGCCUUGGGCCCUUUCCCUGCUUGGAGGUACAGGCCCGGGCGGGCAGGCAACAGCCUCUCUGAUGCAUCCUUCUCUGAAUAGGCAGUGGUGCCUUCAAGGGUUGCAGGAAGAUGCCGCCCUAAGGGGCUCGGCAGGUGCCUGCAUGGUGUCACCUGCCUGUACCCCAGGGCCUGGUUGCAGCUCCUGGGGAAACUGGAGAUGCAGUUCAGCCGAGGACUUGAGGCCCUGGCAGGCAUCCCCCCAGGGGGCCCUGAGCAGACACAGGACAGGAUUCCACAGGGGGGAUGGCACGUGCAAAGGCCCGCCGCAGAGGAGAGGGGCCAAGUGGCAGGAGGAAGGCAGGGAGAGGACAGUGCAUGGACCUGGAGGACACAGGCUUUGCCCCACCCCAGACCUGCCCCCGGGAGGGUCCUGUGGCCUCCAUCCUGAGAGGGGGCUUGUGUGGCGCCCUGGUGAUGACAUUUCAUCUCCUCCCUCCGGCCCCACUGCCCCAGAGAUGACAGCUCUGAGCACUGCACAGGGAGCCUGGCCCAGGGCUCUGCUUCCUGCCCAUGUGCCUGUGUCAAGUGUGCUCACCCACCGGAAGUGAAAGUGCAGAGCCCUGAGCCCAGGUCGGCCCCUUGCAUGGUGAGAAGUGAAAGUCGCCCAGCCUGGGCACCUGGGGCCACUUCCUCCAAAAGCUGGUGCGGCUCUGGGCUGUGCACUGCCUGACACCCGGGACAGCAGAGGAGGGGACGUCGGGAGAAAGCGCAGUCCCAGAGGGGCAGGGGGGCCCUGUCUGUCCCUCAUCCCCACCCACCCACAGGCCGGGGUCUCAGUGCCCUGGGGGACAGUUGGCUCGCAGGGCGUGGCUGCCUGGGCCUUGUGUCUGAUGCCACCCUGACCACCCGAGCAGGAAGAGGGCAGGGGAGGUGGGCGCGGCCAGGCGACUUGGCCAUCGCUGGGCCCUGUGAGCCUCGGUCAGCCUGAGGGCAGGGGCGAGGGCCAGCAGGUCAGGUGAAGACACGGGUCAGAGGUCACCAUGGCCGCAUCCCUCUUCUCAGGCUCUGAGCUCCCCACCAGCUGCACCCCGGCCGCCCCAUGCAGAUUCCUGUCCCCAUGGUGCUGAGGCCUUGCAGGCCAGGCAUGCGGCUGCCCUCAGCCCCUGCCACAGUGCUAGGGGACCAGCGGGUGGCAGCAGAAGGGAUGGGGCCCGCCCUACCCAGGACCAGCGCCUCUCUGAGAGCAGCAGAGGGAGGCUGGGGGAGAGGAGACUGAGUGGCAGAUAGAGCGACAGGAGCCGCACAGCCAGGCAGGACACCGGAAGCCACCGGGGCCUGGGCCACUGGAGGGACUCGGCCCUGAUGCCUGGUCUCAGACCCGUGGCCUCCAUCACAGUCACACAACACAUUUCUGUGUCCCACGUCCAUGGUGAGGGACAGUGUCCCUCGGGGUUAGUGCUCACGUCCUUCCUAGAAAGGGGCGCGGCUAAGGGACCCGCGCACACCUUGCACGGCUUUAAACAUCGCUGGUCUCCUCCAGCUCCUCACGUGAUAGAGAUGCUGCAUAAAUAGCUGCAACCCCCGGCUGCUCAGGGAGGAGGACAACAGAGACCAGCCUGGGUGCGUUCCGUACGGGCGCCGUGGCUUUCCGGGCACUUCCUGUCCAAAGUGGAGUGGACCCACAGGCGAGAGGACGUGCACGGAGUGCAGCUGGGGCAACUGUGCUGCUGCGGUCUUGGGAAGCCAACCUGGCAGAGGAGCGGACUGAGGGGCCAGCCUGGAGGGGAGGAGGGCGGGAGGUGGCCUCGCUUGAGCUGAGGCUUGCUGCAGCUCCCCACUUUCCCUCCUAAGAGACACCAGCAGGCCUGGCUCGGUCUCUCCCUUGCGCUUCCUCUGCAUCAGGCCAAGCUCUCCUGUGAGACCUUUCCAGGUCCGCUUCCCUGCGCCCUCCACCUUGUACCAGGCGGGCGGGCCGAAGUCCUGCCUCAGCCUCCCUGCCGAGCGCCAUCCACAGGGCUCUUGCUGCCCACAGUGGGUGCCUAAUAAGUGUGAGCCACGCCCGCUCCUCUCUAGUCUGCUGUACUCGGGCUCCAUGGCUGACCGCAGCCCUGGUGGCCCGGUGCUGGGGAGCCCAUUCUGCACCCCAGGACCUCUCGAGUAGCUUCAGCCUUCCAGCGCCCCCACAACCUGGACUCACGGGGGUCACCAUGGGCUGCGCCCCACGCGGCACAAUGUGGAGGCCCCGCACCACACUCAAGGGACUUGGAGCGAAUCACCCACUGCCAGCCCAGGUCUCCAAGACUCAGGCAGAAGCCUCACAGCGGGCCCUGGGCCAGAGGUGCCCGGCUGAGGUGCGAUGCACCCCGCACUGCCCCGGCUGGUGCUUCCUGCCCUGGUGUGUCCCACAUCUCCCUGUGCGGGUCCUGGGGCUCAUGCAGUGACCCUGGGACGUGAGUGCUCUGGCCCUUCAGACUGUGGCUGUGGCACACAGUGGGCUCCUCUGCCGGGGCAGCGCCCCUCCAA